Messenger RNA from Vicia villosa (hairy vetch), 1516 nucleotides. RefSeq lists its product as uncharacterized. Bases 171 to 1502 code for a protein of 443 amino acids. The transcript has 3 exons. Lineage: Eukaryota; Viridiplantae; Streptophyta; Magnoliopsida; Fabales; Fabaceae. The record is from RefSeq and is a predicted model, not a curated record.
AUCAAAAGCGUGCAAACACGACAUAAACAUAUAUCAGACCACGUUACAAAGAGGGUCCCAUCAUAUUCCUUAGUUUUUUGUUGCCAAUAUUUUCCCUAACUUUCAUUCUAAAUUUUGCAACCCUUCACAUUCUAGUUAUAGUUCUAUUUUCUUUUGAUCUUUUCUUUGCUAUGAUUAUGAAGAAGCUUUGUCCUAAUCUUGAUAGAGAGGAUGGACUUGAAACUGUGCUUGAAGUUCCUAUACCAGAGGAGAUUUUUAUACAGAAGAGUGGAACAGUGAAAGCUUGGCAGAAUGUGAAGUAUUUUUGGAUGAAACCAAACGCAGAAGCAAAAGCUGCUUCUAUGACAGCAGUUUUUGGAGGAAGAAACACAGAGAUUCAACUUUUGUUAGGUGUUGUAGGAGCUCCAUUAAUUCCUUCACCUAUCAUCAACUCUUCUGACAAUUACCAACUCAUCACUCCCAGCAUUAAAGACCAACACAUUGAGGUUUCGAUGGCGAAAUAUAUUAUGAAACAGUAUGUGGCUGCAGUGGGAGGUGAAAGGGCUUUGAAUUCUGUGGAUAGUAUGUAUGCAAUGGGACAGGUGAGAAUGGCGACUUCAGAGUUUUCGGGAGGGGAAGGAGGUGCAAAUAGUAAUAAUAAGAAGGUGAUGAAGGUGAAGAAUGUGGAGAUGAAAGGAGAGAUGGGUGGUUUUGUGGUGUGGCAGAAGAGACCGGAGUUAUGGUGUUUAGAGUUGGUGGUUUCUGGUAACAAGAUUAGUGCAGGGAGUGAUGGAAAAGUUGCUUGGAGACAAACUCCAUGGCAUCAUUCUCAUGCUUCUCGCGGUCCACCGAGACCUCUCCGGCGUUUCUUACAGGGUCUUGAUCCAAGAUCAACAGCCAAUCUAUUCAGCAGCGCAGUAUGCAUCGGAGAGAAAACAGUGAACAAAGAAGACUGUUUCAUAUUAAAACUCGAGGCAGAAUCAUCGACACUACGAGCAAGAAGCAACAGCAAUGUAGAGAUAGUUCGACAUACAGUGUGGGGAUACUUCAGCCAAAGAACAGGUUUAUUAGUGCAGCUAGAAGACUCACACUUGCUCAAACUCAAGUCCUCACAAACCGACUGCAUAUACUGGGAAACAAACAUGGAAUCACUAAUACAAGACUACCGAACCGUCGACGGAAUUCAAAUAGCACAUGCCGGGAAAACAAAGGUGACCUUGUUUAGGUUUGGCGAGGGACCCGAGACACGUUCGAGGACGAGAAUGGAAGAGGUUUGGCAAGUUGAAGAAGUUGAUUUUAAUAUUAAAGGUUUGUCUAUUGAUUGUUUUUUACCUCCUAGUGAUUUGAAAAGAGAACAAGAAGAAGAAACAGGACAGUAUGGUGGUGGUGGUGUGGUUGCUAGUACUAAUGCUAAGUUGCCUUAUAAGAUUCGUUCAGCUUCUUUUAGAAUAAGUGCUUCUAAAGUAGCAGCUGUGAAUUUGGAUGAUUCUUGUACUACUAGUGAGAGCGAUGAGGAUUUAUAAAUCCAUCCUUUUUG